AGCUGGGUGUACACUGUGAUUUUGGCCCCAAGUUUAGCUGUCCCAGACAAGGUUUUGAGAUCGGAGACAAAAUCCCCAUGUCCUUGCCUACUCUGGGUGAGCGGCCAUCAGCUACACUGUUUAAUGUGAGCGGGUCAGAGAUGUAAUCAGAGGGCUACCGAUCCUGUCUUUGAUCAGUCCCAGACGUCCCAAUAUUUUUAAAGGUGUUUGAUUUUAUCUGCACAAAAUCUGCAAUGCUGUUGUAGUGUGACAUGUGUAAUGACAAGAUUUGAGAACGGUGAUCAGCAAUAGCCAGUGAGAUGUUGACUUUGUUUCACAUCACCCAGAAUGUGUACUCUCGAGCAGGAGCGAUGAUUACUACUAGUAUGUGUUUGUACUUGCCAAAGUGUCAAAACGUUACAGCUCUGACAAGCUCUUUACACACAAUGUAUUUCAAUUAAAAAUGUAUUGGCUAGAUAUUUCAACUCUGUAUGGCAAGCAUGAAUGUCUGACUGAUAACGUUUGAGGCUGCUUUGAGCCACAGCUCGUUCUAGCUAUGAAAUCACAUCUUUGUCAAGACCGCAUGGUAUAGAGAAUCCUCAAGACCAAGUGAAGAAUGUUGUCGUGCGUGACCUCCCCUCUUUUGUUUGCGACAAGACAACUACAGGAAAGACGGUCAUUUAAUGUGAGAGGCUCCAGGAUGUUAGGAUUUUAAAGUUGUGUAGUGUCCGCCCGGCAUUACUUUGAAGAUCUGUCUUUCUGUCCGUUUGUCUGUGUUGGGCAGAGGAACUGUUUUAAACAAGGCUUGUGUUGAGUUCAUCAGCAUUUUUGUAUUUUCUCUUACAGAGCACUUCCAGGUCUUCCCUGCCAGAGCCACCCAGUAAGAGGUGGGCUGUAUCAGAGGGAGUCGGGAAGAUAAACACGCCUGCACCAGCCACAGCCUCACUUUUCUAUGACGAUGACAUCACACCUAGAUACCUACUCAGGGGGAUCCUGCAGACAGAGCCGGAGACAUCCCUUCUGGUUCAGGACCGGCCAGUCAGGAAGGAGCCAGAGCUGCCCUCCACAAACUCCAGUCUUCACAGCAACCGCCCAAGUACCGGACUGUCUGAGUUGGAUCUCCCUGACAUGACCACCACAGUAAACCUGUCAAAUACGGUGAAGGGACUAAGCAGGAAGCGACCAUGUCGGAGUCUCAACAUAACAGCAUUCAACAGGCAGCUUGAACAUGAAGAUGGAGAAGGUGGCAGUGCAACAGAAAAAUACCUCUCAUCCCUGUCUUCUGCCUCUCCAAGCUCUAUCACCUUCUCUCUGAAAACACCCUUGAUGGACAUUCUGACUGAGAAAAGGAGAUUUCAAAGGAAGGUAGCAAAUCGUAAAAAUGUUUGCCUUGAGGAGUUUGACGAGGCCCUACGGAAUCGACAGGCGUCAAUGGGUGGAGACCCUGAGCUGAGUGUUAGGGAGGAUCAGCAGGGUCUCAGUGAGACCGUUCGUUCUGAGGGAUUCACCUUGGGACUGAGUGACCUCACCGCUCCUGACAUCACCCAUGACAUCAUCACCAGCAAAACAGAGCUCUACGCCCCGCCUGAUGACACAGCAACAACCUUCACUAUCGCCACCCAGGACAAAGACACCAUCACAGGCACACAGAUCCAGCGAGAAAUGGGAGGAAUGGAGGAUGAGGAGGAGAAAGAUAUGGAGGAGGUAGGGGAACAAAAGGAGUACAAGAUGGAAAUAGACAACAAAGAUAGAGAGGAUUUGGCUGUUGAUGCUGGGCAGAGAGAGGCCUUGGUGAGACAGGAGGAGUCCAAAUCACAGACCGAAGAGGUAGCUGACUCCCGGACAGAAGAAGAUGAGGAGCUGGCUAAAUCUCAAACAGAAGGAGAGGUAGCCGAGUCUCCGACAGAAGGAGAGGUAGCCGAGUCUCCGACAGAAGGAGAGGUAGCCGAGUCUCCGACAGAAGGAGAGGUAGCCGAGUCUCCGACAGAAGGAGAGGUAGCCGAGUCUCCGACAGAAGGAGAGGUAGCCGAGUCUCCGACAGAAGGAGAGGUAGCCGAGUCUCCGACAGAAGGAGAGGUAGCCGAGUCUCCGACAGAAGGAGAGGUAGCCGAGUCUCCGACAGAAGGAGAGGUAGCCGAGUCUCCGACCGAAUCUCAGACAGAAGAUGUAGCAGAUGAAGGGAGACAGGUAGUGGGAAAAGGCUUGACAUCACAGAGUUUAUUACACAACGUGAUGCACAUCAGUCGGAGAGCUUAUUGCUCAGAGGGUGGUGUCAAGGUUGCUGGAGUGAUGGAAGGAGGGAGGGGCUACAAGAGCAUGGGAGCAGAGCUCCAUCCUACAGAGACUGGUGAGUCAGGGUGCGCAGGCAGAAGGUCAGAGGGGGACACUGCUGGUGAGUGGCACAGCGGGCCGGAGGUGGGAGCUAGUGAGAGCGCCCACACAGUAACCCUUGGCAGCGCCCCUCCCUCCCCGUUGCCCCAGGAAGAUGAGCUGGAAGGUUUGAGUAGAACAGGCACCAGCCUUGGAAAUGAGGAGAUGGCGAACUCCAUGCCUCCUUUAGAGAUGACCUUUGAACCUGAGAACAAUGCCCCUCAUAGUAGCAUUUCAUCCCUGCACCCCAUCACUGCCCAGAGCCCAGCUGAUCAUGAGGAGGACUGGGAUGAUGUGGAAGAGCGGGAUGGUAUCCAGAGUGAAGAACUGUCCAUGAAGACACCUGCGUUUGUCAGAGAGAAGAGGAAUGCUCUGCCUAUUGACCCCCUGGCCACACCCACUAUUCUCAAAGACCUUCAACCAAGUGUUUCGGCUGGUGCUGCAGCUGCGGUGAAGCCCAAAGCGGUGAGGGGAAAGCGGACUGGAUCGGCCAAGAAGGAUCCUGGUCUCUCUAAGAGCUACAUCAUGAGCGUGUUCAAACACUUUGCCAAGACCAAGGUGUCUACAGAUGUCUACCCUGUCCUAAAGGAGAUAAUGGAGCUCUACUUUGACCGACUAGCUGAUGACUUGGAGAUGUUUGCUGCUCACGCCAAGAGGAAGACCAUUGAGGUAGAGGAUGUAGCGCUGCUGAUGCGGAGACAGGGGUUUGUGACUGACAGCAUGCCAGUCAAUGUGUUGAUUGAGAAAUAUCUCCCAAUGGAAUCCCGGAAGCUCCUCAUUCCUGUGGCAACAAGUGGUAACUACGUCAUUCCCAAACCGAGGAGAAAAUGACCAGCCUAUACUGAAAAUGAUUGGCUCAAAUCAUAAUGUGGGCUGAUGUUGUAUAUUUGAUUGAAUAUUAACAGCAGGUUAAUUUAUUAUUUGUAGACACUCAUUCAAACACAGCCAGAACAAGACCAUGUAACCUGGUGUAAAUGUGUUUUUGUUUGAAUAUGGCUUUGCUUUUGUUUUGUUUGUUUAUAUUUGUCAAAUAUUACUGCAAUAAAAUGUAUUUGAUUUAA
Oncorhynchus kisutch (coho salmon) is the source of this 3410-nucleotide messenger RNA. Its product is annotated as centromere protein T. The record is from RefSeq and is a predicted model, not a curated record. Gene Ontology annotation, biological process: chromosome segregation; kinetochore assembly; mitotic cell cycle. The coding region runs from base 1108 to 3180 and encodes 690 amino acids. Lineage: Eukaryota; Metazoa; Chordata; Actinopteri; Salmoniformes; Salmonidae. Gene Ontology annotation, molecular function: DNA binding; protein heterodimerization activity. The transcript has 11 exons. Gene Ontology annotation, cellular component: kinetochore.